CGGCGAGAAUCCGGGCGCCCGGCAGUGGGAUUGCGCCCUCCGUCCCUUCCCCAAUCCCCGUCCUCGGAGACGCCCUUGGAGUCCCCGCACUGGGGUGCCGGCGGGCCUCAGUUUGUCAAUCCGCGCCGGGGCCGAGGGGGCGUCUGCAAUGGUUUUCGGGUGGUUCCCGCCGUCUCCGUCCGCAGAGGUGGCUGCAGCCCCGCCCAGCAUGGCGGCCCCACCAGACCCCCAGUUUGUCCUCCGGGGCACCCAGUCGGCGGUGCAUGCGCUGCAUUUCUGGGGAGGAGCCCAGGAGCAGGGGCACCAGCUUCUCCUCUCAGGGUCCCUGAGUGGGCUGGUGCACAUCUGGAGCCUGCAGACACGGAGGGCGAUCGCCACCCUGGACGGGCACGGGGGUCAGUGUGUGAUCUGGCUGCAGACACUGCCCCAGGGACAGCAGCUCCUCAGUCAGGGCCGAGACCUGAAGCUGUGCCUGUGGGACCUGGCGGAGGGCAGAAACGCCGUCGUGGACUCCGUGGGCCUGGAGAGCGUGGGCUUCUGCAGGGGCUCCAUCCUGGCCCGGGGUCAGCAGCGCUGGAUGCUGGCUGUGCCUGGGGGAGGCAGCGACGAGAUUCAGAUUCUGGAGAUGCCAUCCAAGACGUCAGUGUGCACCCUGAAGCCAGAGGCAGAUGCCAAGCCAGGCAUGCCCAUGUGCCUGGAGCUGUGGCAGACUGACUCCAGCCCCCGCCCGUGCCUCCUGGCUGGCUAUGAGGAUGGAUCGGUGGCCCUGUGGGAUGUCUCCGAGCGGAAGGUGUGCAGCCGAAUCGCCUGCCACACAGAGCCCGUCAUGGGCCUUGACUUUGACUCCCAGAAGGCCAGGGGCGUCUCAGGCUCCGCGGAGAAGGCGCUGGCUGUCUGGAGCCUGGAUGAGCAGCAGGCCCUGCAGGUGCGCGGGAAGCAUGAACUCACCAAUCCUGGGAUCUCUGACGUCAAGAUCCGGCCUGACCGAAAGAUCCUGGCCACUGCGGGCUGGGACCAUCGGGUUCGCGUGUUUCACUGGCGGACGAUGAAGCCACUGGCCGUGCUGGCCUUCCACAGCGCUGUGGUCCACUGCGUGGCCUUCGCCGCAGAUGGCCUGCUGGCCGCGGGGUCCAGGGAUCAUCGCAUCAGCAUCUGGUCGCUCUACCCACGCUCGUGACUUGCCCGCUCCCUGUUCUGGACACACGGAGGACAAAGAGGUGGCACCCACACUUAGGCCUGACCCAGGCACGUGGAAGCCAUGCUCAGGGCCCUGUGGACAGCAGGUCACCGCUUCGCCUCCUCCAGUCUCGAGAAGAGCUUGGUCCGUGGAGUCCUCGCUUUUUGCACGUGGCUUGUUUCCUCCUGUGAAAUAGGGCAUCUGUGCAGCCGUGACGCUGCAGUUUACAGGGUAACUGGGCAGACACCUGGGCACGCGUCACCUGGGUAAGAGGCCAUGGGGGUGCUUUACAGUAAACCUAAAGUUGCAAACCUG
This is a messenger RNA of Myotis brandtii (Brandt's bat), 1492 nucleotides long. RefSeq names its product guanine nucleotide binding protein (G protein), beta polypeptide 1-like (gene GNB1L). The transcript has 7 exons. NCBI's taxonomy places the organism in Eukaryota, Metazoa, Chordata, Mammalia, Chiroptera, Vespertilionidae. Gene Ontology annotation, molecular function: protein binding. Bases 149 to 1177 code for a protein of 342 amino acids. The record is from RefSeq and is a predicted model, not a curated record.